CCUGACACCAUUCUCCAUGUGCGUGGAUGGUAGCAUCAAUUCAACGACACGCACACAACAUUUGUAUGUUCUUUAAGAUUGUACAGAGUGGAUUUUGAGUUAAAGGGAUACUUUUUCUUGCUUGACAAGAGUUUUGUUCACAUCCUUGUUUAGAUGGCCUAAGGGGACAUGUUGAUAUCCAGACUGCCAUUGAGCGCCUUGGUUAGCAGCAGACGGACAUUAGCAGCGAACGGUGGUCUUUUUAACACACUGCUUUGCAAUAUGAGCGAGGCAUCUCCAAGGGAACCGGCUGACAAUCCAUUGAAAAGAUCCAAAGAGGAAAAUGAGGUGGUUCAAGCCAACAAAAGACUCAAAACAGAGGGAGAACACGCUGAGGACGAAAAGCGAUACCCCAAAAAGAAAGUGGUCCUCCUCAUGGCAUACUGUGGGAAGGGAUACUAUGGCAUGCAGAGAAAUCCUGGAACUACUCAAUUCAGGACAAUAGAAGAUGAUCUUGUCGCAGCUCUUGUUAAUUCUGGCUGCAUUCCUGAAAACCAUGGCGAUGAGAUGAAGAAGAUGUCUUUCCAAAGAUGUGCACGGACUGAUAAGGGGGUGUCUGCGGCCGGCCAAGUGGUGUCUCUUAAGGUGCGGCUGAUUGACCACAUCGUUGAAAAAAUCAACAAUCAUCUUCCACCUCAAAUCAGAAUCCUUGGUCUGAAGCGAGUGACCCAAGGCUUCAACUCGAAAAACAAAUGUGACGCUCGCACUUACUCCUACAUGCUCCCAACAGUGGCCUUUUCCCCUAAAGACUAUGACACGGCUAAAGCGUCGGCCUUCCGCCUGGAUCCGGAAACGCUUCGGCGAGUCAACCUUCUAUUUGCGCGCUACAAAGGAACCCAUAACUUCCACAACUUCACAUCUCAGAAGGCGCCGAGUGACCCCAGCGCUCGGCGUUACAUCAUGGACAUGUCCUGCGGAGAGCCUUUUGUCCUCAGUGAUGCCGAAUUCGCCAUCAUCAAGGUGCAAGGCCAGAGCUUCAUGAUGCACCAAAUCCGCAAGAUGAUCGGCCUGGUCAUUGCCGUUAUUAAAGGAUACGCGCAGGACGAUGUCAUGGAGCGGAGCUGGGGGCAGGAGAAGGUGGAUGUGCCCAAAGCGCCGGGACUUGGCUUGGUCCUGGAGAGAGUCCACUUCGACAGGUACAACAAGCGCUUUGGCGGGGAUGGCCUGCACGAGCGCUUGGAAUGGGACAGGGAGGAGGAAGCCAUAAAGGCCUUCAAGGAGGCUCACAUCUAUCCCACCAUUGUGGAGACGGAGUGUCAGGAGGGCUCCAUGCUCAGCUGGAUGGCCACACUGCCCAUACAUGACUUUCACGGCACAGCCACUGAAACACAGAACAAGGAGCACACACAGGUGGAUGCAGAUGAUGCAAAUGACUCUGAUUGAGAAGACAUGGUGACUUCUUUUUUUUUUUUUUACAUGAAAACAACUGAUUUAAAAUUGCUUAUAAUUUUUCAGGGGCGGAAAAAGUGGUUUUUAUUACAGAUGACAAAAAUUAUUGCACAGAUCAAAACAAUAAAAUCUUUUC
Messenger RNA from Dunckerocampus dactyliophorus (ringed pipefish), 1564 nucleotides. It is a transcript of the gene pus1, whose product is annotated as pseudouridine synthase 1. The transcript is spliced from 7 exons. Gene Ontology annotation, cellular component: nucleus. Gene Ontology annotation, biological process: tRNA pseudouridine synthesis; mRNA pseudouridine synthesis. Lineage: Eukaryota; Metazoa; Chordata; Actinopteri; Syngnathiformes; Syngnathidae. The coding region runs from base 169 to 1422 and encodes 417 amino acids. Gene Ontology annotation, molecular function: RNA binding; pseudouridine synthase activity. The record is from RefSeq and is a predicted model, not a curated record.